Eublepharis macularius is the source of this 5935-nucleotide messenger RNA. RefSeq names its product anosmin 1 (gene ANOS1). Gene Ontology annotation, biological process: neuron differentiation. Gene Ontology annotation, molecular function: peptidase inhibitor activity; protein binding. Bases 57 to 2138 code for a protein of 693 amino acids. The record is from RefSeq and is a predicted model, not a curated record. The transcript has 14 exons. Lineage: Eukaryota; Metazoa; Chordata; Lepidosauria; Squamata; Eublepharidae. Gene Ontology annotation, cellular component: extracellular region; cell surface.
GCUCGCGGGGCUUCUUUCUUCCUUCCCGCGGACGCUACACGCGCGCGCACAAAGCCAUGGGGCUCCAGGAACCUGGCGUGCCUGUGACCCUUCUGCUCUGGAGCACGGCUGCCUGGGGGUGCCUGCUGGGCGCUGCUGCCGCCGCCGCCGGGACUGGAGAGACUGCUGCUUGGGCUGCUCGUAGGCAGGAGGAGUCCUUCUCGGCGGCCGGGGUCUAUGGAGCCAGAUGCACGUCCAGGUGCCUCAGCUUGCAGAUCACGCGCAUCUCCGCCUUUUUCAAACACUUCCAGAAUAAUGGAUCUUUGGUCUGGUGUCAGAAUCACAAACAAUGUUCUAAGUGUCUGGAGCCUUGCAAAGAGUCCUGGGACUUGAAGAAAAAUCAUUGCCAAAGUUUCUGUGAGCCUCUUUUCCCUAAGAAGAACUAUGAAUGCCUAACUAGUUGUGAAUUCCUGAAAUAUAUCCUGUCGGUGAAGCAAGGAGAUUGCCCAGCUCCUGAGAAGGCCAGCGGCUUUGCGGCUGCCUGUGUUGAAAGCUGUGAGGCUGACAGUGAAUGCUCUGGCGUCAAAAAAUGCUGCUCCAACGGAUGUGGACAUACGUGCCAAGUACCAAAAAAUCUGUACAAAGGUGUCCCUUUGAAACCCAGAAAAGAAUUAAAGUUUACUGAACUUCAGACUGGACAGCUGGAAGUUAAAUGGUCUUCAAAAUUCAAUAUUUCAAUAGAGCCUGUUCUCUAUGUGGUGCAAAGGAGAUGGAACUACGGAAUUCAUCCCAGUGAGGAUGAGGCCACGAGUUGGCAAACUGUUGCACAGACCACAGAUGAGAGGAUGCAAUUAUCUGAUAUCAGGCCCAGCAGGUGGUACCAGUUUCGAGUGGCGGCCGUUAAUGUGCAUGGAACCAGAGGCUUCACUGCUCCCAGCAAGCAUUUCCGCUCUUCAAAAGACCCUUCAGCUCCACCUGCUCCAUCCAAUCUCCGAAUUGCCAACUCUACUGCAAACAGCGAUGGAAGUGUGAGUGCAAGGAUUGUUUGGGAUCUUCCCGAAGAACCUGAUAUCCCAGUCCAUCACUACAAAGUGUUCUGGAGCUGGACAGUUAACAGCAAGUCUCUUGUACCUGCUAAAAAGAAAAGAAGGAAGACAACAGAUGGGUCCCAGAAUUAUGUAGUCCUGGAAGGACUCCAACCCAACAGUAACUACAUGGUUGAACUUCAGGCAGUCACAUAUUGGGGUCAAGUACGCCUGAAAAGUGCUAAGGUCUCUCUCUACUUCAGUUCUACUCAGUCAGCUGUUAACAGUAAAGAGCAACUAUCUACAGUUCUGAAAGCAAAGAACGGAUUAACUGAUGCUCUUCCAUCCUUCAAAGGAAGAAGACCCACUCGUCUCCUUGAAAUUGGAGUACCUUUCUAUCAAGAUGAUCAGCUUCAGGCGAAAGUCUAUUGGAAGAAGACAGAAGAUUCUGCCAGUAGAAGUAGAUACCAUGUCCAGUGGUUCCCAGAAUCUUGUAUAUACAAUGAGACAAAAGGGCCUGAGAAAUACAGUGGUACCACAUAUGAAAAUUAUAUAAUUCUUCGGAAUCUGUCAUUUUCGUGCAAAUACAAAGUUACAGUACAGCCAGCAAGGUCCAAAGACCGGUUGAAGGCUGAGAGUAUUUUCUUUACGACUCCAUCUUGUUUCGAUCUUAAAGGAAAAAAGCACAAGCAUGUAAACUGUCCAUCUGAGGAAGCUCCAGUUGUCCCCAAAGUGUUGGCAAAACCCGAGAAUCUCUCUGCCUCUUUUAUUGUUGAGGAUAUAAACAUUACUGGCCACUUUUCCUGGAAAAUAUCCAAAGCAGAUCUUCACCAACCCAUGACAGGAUUCCAGGUCACUUGGGCAGAGGUCACAACAGAAAGCCGGCAGAACAGUUUGCCCAACAGCAUUAUUUCUCAGUCACAAAUACUGCCAGUAGAUCACUAUGUUCUGACUGUGCCCAACCUGAGACCAUCAACUCUUUACCGAUUGGAAGUCCAAGUGCUGACAACAAGUGGAGAAGGACCAGCUAUAAUCAAAUCAUUCAGAACACCUGAUUUGCUAUCAUCUCCACACAGGCCGCAUCUGAAACAGCACCAUCCACAUCACUACAAACCACCGCCUGAAAAAUAUUAAAAAGUAAUUGGAUUAAUUAGUUGGAAAAGAUUAUAAACUGAGCUCCUGCAAGGUCAGAAAAAUGCACAUGAAUUGGAUCAUGGUCUGCUUCUGAUGGAUUUGUAUGAAUUGUUUAGUUAUAUCUUCAUCGUAUGGAUUGCAGAAAGCAUGUUUGUUCUAAUGUCAGGCUGAAAUGUCAUGAAAAGACCAACUGUAUUCACGUAAAAGAAGAUGAAUCAAUUAUGGAAAAUAAAAUAGUGAUUUACUGUCAUCAUAGACUACAAUGUAUGACAUUGACAGGGGUUUUUUGGUCUUUUUUGUUUUAUCUGUUGUUCAGAGUUUUUAAGUCUAAUGAUGUAAUUCAAGAUUAAAUUGUGAAUAGUUCAUUAAAUCUUUAAAAAAAUGAAAUUUGGCAUAAGUUCAGUAACAAACAAAACAUGUAACUAAUGAUAUAAAUUCCCUGUGUUGAUACAUUGUUUAUAUUAAAUCCAAACCAAUACAUGAGUGCAAAACAGAAAAAAUAUCAAGUAUAUUAUCUUUGUCAAUACUGGAGAAUGUCCCAGUUUUGGUAGCUGUCACCUUUUACAUGUGGCAUUCAUAUGUGAAUCUUUAUAUUUCCAGAUAACGUUUGUAGAACGUCAGUGCAUUGACUUGGUGGUAUAUAAAUGUAAUAAAUGUAAUAAGAGGCAUAUAAAUGUAAUAAAUAAUCAAAGUGGGUUGUGGAUCAUGAUCCCACAUUUUAAAAUGUCAGCUAGACGAAUCUGUGAAAAAUAUUAUGACAUUGGAUUCAGAGAUACAGUUGAGUCUGGACAACAUGUUCUCCCUUCAGUUAACCAAACAGUAGACAUUCAUGUAUCUGUAAAUUAUACAUUGUGCACUCCAGUGAGGCAGUUCCACAUGUGCAAAAUAUGUACACAUCUAUAUCUUCAUUGAAAGUUCCCACAUAGGGAAGAGCUUCAUGUCGAAAUGGAAACUGCAGUGUAUAUUGGGUUCCGAUCAGGAUAGCAAAAUCUGAAGUGGUAUUAAAUAUUGAGAGAUGUGUGUCAUUAUUGAGGUGAGCAACUUCUCUGAGAUGAACAAUACCUUAAUAGCACAAGUAAUUCCACAUAUUUUCAGUAAUGCAGUUAUGACGUUCCCUCCUUCUCUUUCCCUCUUCUUUGUCCUUAAACAGCAGAAAUGGCACCAGAGGCAUUUUUUAAAUUAAAAAAUAAUUAUUUUAUUUAUUUUAGAGGGGAAAGGUCAGGUGAAAUUAGGGGGUGAACAUGCCUGCGGCAAUUCAACAUAGAUAUCUCUGAGAUAGAAUCAGUACAUGGACAGACUUUAGUUCUUAUGUUCUUCACGGAUACUUAAAUUCUUGUGUGUAGAAGCUUUUUGUUCCAGUAUUUUCCCCAAACACUGUAAUACACUUUCUUUUAAUAAUUGCUUUCUCUUUGUGGCUUAAGAAGACUGGUACCCACUUUCUAGUACCCCAAAUCCCUUCUCUUCAAACACCAGUGCUUUCCUUCCAUUUUUAACUGAAUCUUAAAGUUUCCAAAAUGCAGUUUCCAAUCACACCCGACUAGGGAUCACCCUCUGGAGCUACCUCCUUGUUUUGUUUGACUGAGUAGAGAAAAGUCUCUUCUCUUUAGAAGAUUUAUCCCUGUUCUUGGGCCCUAAUGGGAGUCUGCACCUAUUUCCCAAACUUACUUUCCAACUUUUCCCCUAUUCUUCUGUUGGUGUUAAAACUUCUCUCAGUUAGGACUCUGCCUCCCAACUGUCACAUUUGAUUCCUCUCAGCUAGGGCUGAAAACCGACCCUCUUCUUUCCAGCUCAUGCUACCCAAUCAGAUUACUUGGAGUAGCCUGUCACUCAAAGCUCUCUGUGUCUGUGAGGGAUUAACUCUUAACAGUCCUUCAGCUUUUUGUACAGGAUUUCCAGGCUUUUAAAAAGUGCAAUCUGUCACAGCAGUACAUGAGGUUAGAUCCAGCCAGCUUUUUCACUCAACCAGUGCCCUCCAUUCUGUGUAGUUUUUCUGUAUGCAGGUCUACGUGAUUCUCAACACAGCUAUUUUUGGUGGUUAAAUGGGACCUCUCCCUUCUUUUGUACCAGUAAAAAAAGUAAUUGGAUCCUAUUAUUUUAUAAACAUAAUUUAACACGAAUGAUAGAAAGUUUCAACAGAUCCAGAAUCUUUUACUUAUAUACUGCAUAUCAGCACACACUUCUGAAAGAUUAAACUGUUCAGUCCUAGAAGAAACAAUGGUCCACCCCACACAUUGGUGAAUAACAGUGUUGUACCAUUUAUCUAUGUUUAUUUGUUUCUCCAUGGAUUAAAAAAGAGGCUUCUUCUAGUAAUUCUAAGCUGUUUAAAUAGACGAGGGAGAAUUAGACUAAACUUUCUUAAAGAGAAAAAAAGGUCAUACUCCUAUUACAGGCUUUGUUGUGGAUACAGGAAAGCAAGGACAUAGCUAUUCCCAAAGCAUUUAUGGGAUUUGAGAGCAACCAUUCCAUGGUUGGUGUAUGGAAGCAUAGUUUAUUCUUAAGACUCAAAUAUAUGAAAUACCAUCAGAAUUUGAUCACCACAAAAAAAAUUCAUUUCACAUGACAUCACUUGAAACGUAAAACAUUCUAUGGAGGCAGACUGCAUGUUCAGUGAAAGCAAUUGUAAAGAACAUACGCAUUCACACCUUGGCAAAUAUAUUUUUUUCUCUUGUUACCCAUAAAACUAAUUAGAGAAGAAACAGACAUGUAAAUUGAACAUAUCUCUGGCUCUAGGUACCAUUGAUGUGGUUUUAAGUUGGAUCGUUACAGUUUGGUAUAUAUUGCUGAUAAAAUGGCCAUUAGUAGAACUUCUCACCUCCAACGGUGGCAGAUAAUCAAGUUUUGAGAAAUCAACAUGUAUAUGUAUGAACCAGUUCAUAUAGUGCAGCCUUUACUAAACCUAAAAAGGCAAACUUCCAUAUAAUUUUGCAUUACAUACACUCCUUUUAAGUACAGGUAAAUAUAUGCUAAAAUUGUAUUAAAGUCACUGAAAUGUAUGUCUCUGAUUGUUUGUACAGAAAUAGGGUUUAAGAGGAUUAUUAUAUGUCUACAAUCAGAGGUCAAAAAUAUAGGACAAGGACCAAGUGGUUUCAUUCCAGUGUAUUAUUCCUUUUUUAAAAAAGUGCUUCUCUCAUUUAUCUUUAAAAACUGUUGAGAUAUUAACUUAUUUAUUUUUUUUGAGUUUCCUUUUUUUUGCCAAGUGUUCUUAAAUCUUUUCAUCAGGACCUGUGGACACGCAAGUUAAUAUAAAUGUCAUAUACACCUGUAUAUAAUCCAGGAAUAUGAUCCUUAUAAUUUGUUGCAUGUUUUUUUUAUUUCAGAAUUUUAUUUAAGAAAAACAAAUACCUACAGAUGUUGAUGGAUCUAUAUGGUUUGCAUGCCAGAACUCAUAGCUCAGUUAUAGGCAUGAAUUGUAUGACUGUAUCAUCUCUAUUGAAUAUAUUAGUAAAGUACAAUUUACAAAGUAAUUAACAGAGGUUCUAUAUGUAAAAAUAUUUUUCUUUCUAUGUAAUUAUAUUGUAGUGUGGAGAUAACAGAACUAAUCUGUUAACUAAAUUGGCUGUAGAAAUCAUGUUCUUAUCAUGUUUCCUUUAAAAUUAAAGUCCAUAUUUAUUUAUAUAUGUUAUACAGAAGAAGGUUGAUUUUGUGUGUGUGUGUCAUGUUACUUCAAGAAUAAUGAAUCUUGUAAAAACCUUUUGUAAAAAAUAUAUUGUAAAUAGUAUGCUGUUCUGUUUCUCCUUAUGUUCCUGUUUAGAUUUUGUACAUAUGUUUAACUAAUAAAUUACCCUUCAAUAUAGAAA